CGGUGGUGUGUGCGGGGCCACCGUAUGUGCGCGCAGUACUCGCACCGCCUGCCAGUGUGUACCCACUACAUCAAUAGCACCAUUGCAGAGGGUGCUCUUUAGCCUUUGCAUUUAGUGGCAGAGAAGCCGUACUCGUGAAAGAUUUAAGAAUACUUCAAAUUUCAACAACAUCUGACACUAGUGAAGGACCCUGGAUUGGACACUCUGCAGCAGCGGAUUUUUCGUGGCGCGUGUCUCCGUGGCUCGUUAGAGGAUGUGGCCUGGCCUGCCAUAAACUGGACUGAUUAGAGAGACGCUCAGGACCCUCUGGGACACCCUUCAGAAAGGAGGCUGAACGUUCCCCUGCACCCCCCUCCCCCGCCAGACUGCGGCCCAGACACGGUAACUCACCACACGGUACAGCACAGCUAAAGCCAGCAUCUCCCCCACAACAACCAAGUGUCCACGGCAAAGCAAUGACUGAAGGUACCUGCAGUACAGACGUCAAGGAGAACCGCAACCUGGACAACCUGUCCUGCAAGGAGGCUGCGGGGGGGGAGGCACUGAUGCCCAACGGGGGCGGGGGGGCCCGCAAGCGGCCCCUGGAGGAGGGCAACAACGGCCACGCGCACUCCAAGUUCCGGCCCAAGAAGCGCAAGAAAACCCCGGGGCCCGUGCUGCCCAAGAACGCGCUGAUGCAGCUGAACGAGAUCAAGCCGGGCCUGCAGUACAAGCUGCUCUCGCAGACGGGCCCCGUGCACGCGCCCGUGUUCGUCAUGACCGUGGAGGUCAACGGGCAGCUGUUCGAGGGCUCGGGCCCCACCAAGAAGAAGGCCAAGCUGAACGCGGCGGAGAAGGCGCUGCGCUCCUUCGUGCAGUUCCCCAACGCCUCCGAGGCCCACCUGGCCAUGGGCCGCACGCUGACCGUCAACACCGACUUCACCUCCGACCAGGCCGACUUCCCCGACAUGCUCUUCAACGGGUUCGAGACCCCCGCCCCGCCGGACGACGCCUUCUUCCUGGGCGCCAACGGCAACGGGGCGCUGGGGGAGUACCCCCUGCCCCCCAGCCUGGCCCCGCCCCCGCUGCCCGCCCCCGCCGCCUUCUCGCCGCCCCCCUCCGGCGGGAAGAACCCGGUGAUGAUCCUGAACGAGCUGCGGCCGGGCCUGAAGUACGACUUCGUGUCGGAGAGCGGCGAGAGCCACGCCAAGAACUUUGUGAUGUCGGUGACGGUGGACGCGCAGAGCUUCGAGGGCUCCGGGCGCAACAAGAAGCUGGCCAAGGCCCGCGCCGCCCAGGCUGCCCUCUCCGCCCUCUUCAACAUGCAGCUGGACCAGACGCCCUCCCGCCAGCCAAUCCCGCGCGAGGGCCUGCAGCUGCACCUGCCCCAGGUCCUGGCGGAUGCCGUCUCCCGUCUGGUGGUGGACAAGUUCAGCGAGCUGACAGACAACUUCACCUCCCCUCACGCACGGCGGAAAGUCCUGGCAGGGGUCGUCAUGACAACAGGCACUGAUGUCAAGGAAGCCCAGGUCAUCUGCGUUUCCACGGGAACAAAGUGCAUUAACGGCGAGUACAUGAGCGACCGCGGCCUGGCGCUGAACGACUGUCACGCAGAGAUCAUCGCCCGGCGCUCGCUCAUCAGAUACCUGUACACCCAGCUGGAGCACUUCCUCAGCAACAGCAAAGAAGAGCAGCAGAAGUCCAUAUUCAUCCGGUGCGAGAAGCACGGCUACCGCCUGAAGGACAAUGUGCAGUUCCACCUGUACAUCAGCACCUCACCCUGCGGAGACGCCCGCAUCUUCUCCCCCCACGAGGCCGGCGUGGAAGACCAGGGAGAUCGGCACCCCAACAGGAAGGCUCGGGGGCAGCUGAGGACCAAGAUCGAGUCUGGGGAAGGAACCAUCCCGGUCCGCUCUAGCAACACUAUCCAGACCUGGGACGGGGUGCUGCAGGGGGAGAGGCUACUCACCAUGUCCUGCAGCGACAAAAUCGCCAGGUGGAACGUGGUUGGGAUCCAGGGCUCGCUCAUGAGCUACUUCACAGAGCCCAUCUACUUCUCCAGCAUCAUUCUGGGCAGCCUGUACCACGCAGACCACCUCUCCCGCGCCAUGUACCAGCGCAUCGCUGACAUCCAGGACCUGCCACAGCAGUUCACCCUGAACCGGCCAUUACUGAGCGGUAUCAGUAACGCAGAGGCGCGGCAGCCCGGUAAGGCUCCUAGCUUCAGUGUGAACUGGGCGAUCGGGGACCAGGCUCUGGAGGUGAUCAACGCCACCACAGGGAAGGACGACAUGGGGCGGCCCUCCCGUCUGUGCAAGCAGGCCCUCUACAGCCGCUGGGUGCGCCUGCACUGCAAGCUGUCCCCGACCCUGAGGAUCAACGUGUCCAAGCCCAGCACGUACCACGAGGCCAAGCAGGCCGCCCUGGAGUACCACUCCGCCAAGCAGACGCUCAUCAAGGCCUUCCACGCGGCCGGUCUGGGGGCCUGGGUCAAGAAGCCCACGGAGCAGGACCAGUUCUCCCUCAGCUCCUGAGGGAGAGCCCUCUCCACCAACCCACCCACCCAUUCAUCCACCCAUCCACCCACCACCCCUCCAACCGCCCUGUGAGAGUGUGUGAGAAAGAGAGAGAGAGAGAGAGAGAGAGUGAGAGAGUGUGAGAGUG
Messenger RNA from Conger conger (European conger), 2643 nucleotides. RefSeq names its product adenosine deaminase RNA specific B1b (gene adarb1b). Bases 456 to 2513 code for a protein of 685 amino acids. Gene Ontology annotation, molecular function: tRNA-specific adenosine deaminase activity; double-stranded RNA adenosine deaminase activity; double-stranded RNA binding. Gene Ontology annotation, cellular component: cytoplasm; nucleolus. NCBI's taxonomy places the organism in Eukaryota, Metazoa, Chordata, Actinopteri, Anguilliformes, Congridae. The transcript has 13 exons. The record is from RefSeq and is a predicted model, not a curated record. Gene Ontology annotation, biological process: adenosine to inosine editing; RNA processing.